This is a messenger RNA of Malaclemys terrapin pileata, 981 nucleotides long. Its product is annotated as olfactory receptor 6N1-like. Bases 1 to 981 code for a protein of 326 amino acids. Lineage: Eukaryota; Metazoa; Chordata; Testudines; Emydidae. The transcript has a single exon. Gene Ontology annotation, biological process: G protein-coupled receptor signaling pathway. The record is from RefSeq and is a predicted model, not a curated record. Gene Ontology annotation, cellular component: membrane. Gene Ontology annotation, molecular function: olfactory receptor activity; G protein-coupled receptor activity.
AUGGCAGACAGAAACUGGAGAAACCAAACAGCUGUCACAGAAUUUAUCCUCCUGGCGUUCGGGGAACUCCCUGAACUGAAAAUUCUUCUCUUCCUAUUGUUCCUAGUGAUCUACAUGGCAACCGUGGCCGGAAACAUGCUCAUCAUUGCACUAGUUGUAGCUGAUCAGCACUUUCACAACCCCAUGUACUUCUUCCUGGGGAAUUUGUCCUGCUUGGAGAUCUGCUACACCUCCACCCUCCUGCCCAGGAUUCUGGCCAGUCUCCUGACUGGGGACAAAACCAUCUCAUUCAGGGGCUGCUUCUCACAACUGUAUUUUUUUUCUUCUCUGGCAGCUACAGAAUGCUAUCUCCUAGCAGCGAUGUCUUACGAUCGGUAUUUAGCGAUAUGUAAACCCCUGCACUAUUCAACUCUUAUGAAUAUCUGGUUUUGCAUCCAGUUGGCUGCUGGGUCAUGGUUAAAUGGUUGUUUGGCUACUACAAUCUUUGUCUUAUUCCUAUCACAGUUAACAUUCUGUGGCCCGAAUGAAAUUGACCAUUUCUAUUGUGAUCCCAUCCCACUGAUAGAACUCUCCUGCAGUGACACACACUUGAGCAUAUUGGUGAAUUUCAUACUAGCCUGUGUAUUCACCCUGCCUCCAUUCCUACUAACCCUGACGUCCUACGUGUUUAUCCUUGCCAGCAUCCUGAGAAUUCCUUCCACGACUGGGAGACAAAAGGCCUUUUCCACCUGCUCCUCUCACCUCACUGUGGUGACAAUUUUCUAUGGAACCCUAAUGAUUUUCUAUAUGCUUCCGAAACAUAAUACAGUCAGAGAUUUGACGAAAGUGCUCUCUCUUUGCUUCACGGUCCUAACUCCCCUGGUAAACCCCCUCAUAUACAGUCUUGGAAACAGAGAGGUCAAGGAAGCCUUUAGCAAAGCGGUCAGUAAAUGUGGCAUUCACAAAAACAUGCAGAGACUCUGCGAUAAUAAAAUAGCCUGA